UACCUUCCCACCGAGCCAGCUCAGCCAGGCAGGGCCGGGAGGGAGUGGGACAGAUUCUGGGAGUGCAGUGGGGAGGAGCCCUGGCGGGGCUGAGUGUGGAGCUGCUUCAGCUCCAGAGCCCAGGCCCCAGAGCCCUGCGGGAGAGGAGGUGGAUCCAGAAGGCAGGCCCCCUUGGAGGAGUGAGGCAGUGAGAUGGCGGACAGCUACACGGAGCUGGAGAAGGCGGUCGUCGUCCUGGUGGAGAACUUCUACAAAUACGUGUCCAAAUACAGCCUGGUUAAGAACAAGAUCAGCAAGAGCAGCUUCCGGAAGAUGCUUCAGAAAGAGCUCAACCACAUGCUGACGGACACGGGGAACCGAAAGGCUGCUGACAAGCUCAUCCAGAACCUGGAUGCCAAUCACGACGGGCGCAUCAGCUUUGAUGAGUACUGGACCUUGAUAGGCGGCAUCACCAGCCCCAUCGCCAACCUCAUCCGCCAGCAGGAGCAGCUGAGCAGCAGCUAGAGGACCCGCCCCCUGUCCCUACCCCCAGUGCUCUUCCCAGGCUUCCUCCUCAGCCUCUUCUGCCCGCCCAGGCCCCCGUCCUCUCUUCUCCCUUCAGACCUUCUCCUGACCCUUGCUGAUUAGGGAAGGGGGGGAUGUCAGCGCCCCUUUGUGAUUGUCUCAGUCUGGGGUGCCUCCCUGGGGCCCCUCUGUGAGAUCUCAAUGCUGUUUGGGGACCCAAGAGUUUCCCCACCUGUUCAGUCUAUCUACCUUUCCAACGUCUGAUGUUCCUACUUGAUACCGGGUGUCUCCUGACCUUUAGAGGGCAGCUUGCUGCUUCAGGUCUCCCUGCACCGGGCAGCACCAGCAGAGACCUCUCUCCCCUUUCCCUCAGCCCCUCUGCUGGGUGGAGGAAACUUCCAGGGACUGCUUUCCAGCUGCCUUUGGGUCUGGAAACAGCAAAGCAAGAUUGAGCCCCCUUCCUCCUGCUCAGCUGUGGAAAUGGGCAAUAAAGGCUGGAUUUGAAGUUUGUGUCUCCCUCACCCAGUCCCUUUGUAAUAUUCAUUAAAAACUUUCCACUCCUUGGAACCUC
Messenger RNA from Vicugna pacos (alpaca), 1075 nucleotides. It is a transcript of the gene S100A16, whose product is annotated as S100 calcium binding protein A16. Gene Ontology annotation, molecular function: calcium ion binding; calcium-dependent protein binding. Gene Ontology annotation, cellular component: perinuclear region of cytoplasm. The record is from RefSeq and is a predicted model, not a curated record. NCBI's taxonomy places the organism in Eukaryota, Metazoa, Chordata, Mammalia, Artiodactyla, Camelidae.